Messenger RNA from Prionailurus viverrinus (fishing cat), 942 nucleotides. RefSeq names its product putative olfactory receptor 5AK3. Bases 1 to 942 code for a protein of 313 amino acids. NCBI's taxonomy places the organism in Eukaryota, Metazoa, Chordata, Mammalia, Carnivora, Felidae. The transcript has a single exon. Gene Ontology annotation, cellular component: membrane. Gene Ontology annotation, biological process: G protein-coupled receptor signaling pathway; sensory perception of smell. The record is from RefSeq and is a predicted model, not a curated record. Gene Ontology annotation, molecular function: odorant binding; G protein-coupled receptor activity; olfactory receptor activity.
AUGGAACAAAACAAUGGCACUGAAAUAAGUGAGUUCAUUCUCCUGGGAUUUGCUGGUCAACGCAAGUCUUGGCAUAUUCUCUUCAUAGUAUUUCUAGGGAUCUACGUGGCCAUCCUAGUGGGCAAUAUUGGAAUGAUCCUACUCAUCAAGAUUGAUUCUUGCCUUCAUACCCCGAUGUAUUUUUUCCUCCAACACUUGGCAUUUGUUGAUCUCUGCUACACCUCUGCUAUCACUCCCAAAAUGCUGCAAAACUUUGUACGAACAGAGCAAUCCAUCUCAUUCAUAGGGUGUAUGGUGCAAUUACUAGUCUAUGGUGCUUUUGCAACGACUGACUGUUACAUCUUGGCUGCAAUGGCAGUGGACCGGUAUGUCGCCAUCUGCAAUCCACUCCGCUAUCCAAUAGUCAUGUCCCAGAGAGUCUGCAUUCAACUCCUAUUUGGCUCAUACUUCAUAGGUUUUCUAAAUGCCUCUGUAAACACAAGUUUUACUUUUUCACUGAGCUUUUGCAAAUCCAAUAAAAUUAACCACUUUUUCUGUGAUGAACCCCCAAUUUUAGCUCUCUCUUGUUCCAACAUUGACUUCAACAUCAUGCUACUAACUGUCUUUGUGGGGUUUAACCUAAUGUUCACUGUGCUGGUUGUCAUCUUUUCCUACAUAUAUAUCCUGGCUGCCAUCCUGAAGAUAUCUUCCAUUGCAGGAAAGAAAAAAGCCUUCUCCACGUGUGCCUCCCACCUGACAGCAGUCACUGUUUUCUAUGGGACUCUGUCUUACAUGUAUCUGCACCAUGGGACCAAUGAGUCUCAAGAGCAAGAAAAAAUGGCUUCUGUGUUUUAUGGCAUUAUGAUCCCCAUGUUAAACCCCCUCAUCUACAGCCUGAGAAACCAAGAUGUGAAGGAAGCCCUAAAAGUGGUUACAAAGAAGUGCUUCUGGUUUGAUCAUUGA